Biomphalaria glabrata is the source of this 795-nucleotide messenger RNA. RefSeq lists its product as uncharacterized. The record is from RefSeq and is a predicted model, not a curated record. NCBI's taxonomy places the organism in Eukaryota, Metazoa, Mollusca, Gastropoda, Planorbidae. The transcript has a single exon. The coding region runs from base 1 to 795 and encodes 264 amino acids.
AUGACCCACGAAAGUCAAUGGACUAAUGUUCCUGUUAUGACCCACGAAAGUCAAUGGACUAAUGUUCCUGUUGUGACCAAUGAAAGUCAAUUGACUAAUGUUCCUUUUGUGACCCACAAAAGUCAAUUGACUAAUGUUCCUGUUGUGACCCACAAAAGUCAAUGGACUAAUGUUCCUGUUGUGACCAAUGAAAGUCAAUUGACUAAUGUUCCUGUUGUGACCAAUGAAAGUCAAUUGACUAAUGUUCCUGUUGUGACCCACAAAAGUCAAUUGACAAAUGUUUCUGUUGUGACCCAUGAAAAUCAAUUGACUAAUGUUCCUUUUGUGACCCACAAAAGUCAAUUGACUAAUGUUCCUGUUGUGACCCACAAAAGUCAAUGGACUAAUGUUCCUGUUGUGAUCAAUGAAAGUCAAUUGACUAAAGUUCCUGUUGUGACCCACAAAAGUCAAUGGACUAAUGUUCCUGUUAUGACCCACAAAAGUCAAUGGACUAAUGUUCCUGUUGUGACCAAUGAAAGUCAAUUGACUAAUGUUCCUGUUGUGACCCACAAAAGUCAAUGGACUAAUGUUCCUGUUGUGACCCACGAAAGUCAAUGGACUAAUGUUCCUGUUAUGACCCACGAAAGUCAAUGGACUAAUGUUCCUGUUAUGACCCACGAAAGUCAAUGGACUAAUGUUCCUGUUGUGACCAAUGAAAGUCAAUUGACUAAUGUUCCUGUUGUGACCCACAAAAGUCAAUUGACUAAUGUUUCUGUUGUGACCCAUGAAAAUAAAUUGACUAAUGUUCCUUUGUGA